This is a messenger RNA of Helianthus annuus (common sunflower), 1437 nucleotides long. RefSeq names its product tubulin beta chain. The transcript has 3 exons. The record is from RefSeq and is a predicted model, not a curated record. Gene Ontology annotation, biological process: microtubule cytoskeleton organization; mitotic cell cycle. Gene Ontology annotation, molecular function: GTP binding; structural constituent of cytoskeleton; GTPase activity. Bases 1 to 1344 code for a protein of 447 amino acids. Lineage: Eukaryota; Viridiplantae; Streptophyta; Magnoliopsida; Asterales; Asteraceae. Gene Ontology annotation, cellular component: cytoplasm; microtubule.
AUGAGAGAAAUUCUAAACAUUCAAGGAGGCCAAUGUGGCAACCAAAUUGGUGCAAAGUUUUGGGAAGUCAUCUGCGACGAGCACGGCAUCGAUCCAACCGGGCAGUACAAUGGCUCGACCGCGGAUUUGCAACUCGAGCGUAUUAAUGUGUACUACAAUGAGGCAUCCGGCGGUCGUUAUGUUCCCCGGGCUGUGCUUAUGGAUUUGGAGCCUGGUACUAUGGAUAGUAUUAGGGCCGGCCCGUAUGGGCAGAUAUUUCGGCCCGAUAAUUUUGUUUUCGGGCAGUCGGGUGCGGGGAAUAAUUGGGCGAAGGGGCAUUAUACCGAAGGCGCGGAGUUGAUUGAUUCGGUUCUUGAUGUUGUUAGGAAGGAGGCUGAGAAUUGUGAUGCCAUGCAAGGUUUUCAAGUAUGUCACUCGCUUGGCGGUGGCACUGGGUCGGGAAUGGGGACACUCUUGAUUUCUAAGAUACGAGAGGAAUUCCCCGAUAGGAUGAUGCUCACAUUCUCCGUUUUCCCUUCGCCUAAGGUUUCAGAUACGGUUGUUGAACCCUACAACGCAACGUUGUCUGUUCAUCAACUGGUCGAAAAUGCCGACGAAUGUAUGGUCCUUGACAACGAGGCGCUUUAUGACAUUUGCUUUAGGACUUUGAAGCUUACCACACCAAGUUUUGGUGAUUUGAAUCAUUUGAUCUCGAUAACAAUGAGCGGUGUAACGUGUUGCUUGAGGUUUCCAGGUCAACUGAACUCUGACCUACGUAAGCUAGCGGUUAACCUAAUCCCAUUCCCACGUCUCCAUUUCUUCAUGGUGGGAUUUGCACCCUUGACUUCUCGUGGGUCCCAGCAGUAUGUCUCUCUUAGCGUCCCAGAACUGACUCAGCAGAUGUGGGACGCUAAGAACAUGAUGUGUGCUGCUGACCCUAGACAUGGCCGAUACCUCACUGCAUCGGCCAUGUUUAGAGGUAAAAUGAGCACCAAAGAGGUUGAUGAACAAAUGAUCAACGUUCAAAACAAGAACUCGUCGUAUUUUGUUGAGUGGAUUCCAAACAAUGUUAAAUCAAGCGUUUGUGACAUCCCACCAACCGGGAUGAAAAUGUCUUCCACAUUCGUUGGAAACUCGACUUCAAUUCAAGAAAUGUUUAAACGCGUGAGUGAACAGUUUACAGCCAUGUUUAGGCGAAAGGCGUUUUUGCAUUGGUACACUGGAGAAGGGAUGGAUGAGAUGGAGUUCACCGAGGCGGAAAGCAAUAUGAACGAUUUGGUGGCGGAGUACCAGCAGUACCAGGAUGCUACCGCGGAUGACGGGCCAGGUGAAGAAGAUGAGGAAGGUGAAGAAGAGGAUGAGUAAUUAAAUUCACCCAACUCAUUCUAUGCUAAUGAUCAAGAGUUAUGUAUUGAUGGAUCCAUUUGGAUUUCUACACAUCAAUUUAUGUUUGUUUUA